CUGCCGCAGUUUUAAAGAUACAACCCAUUCCCCGACCUUCCUACAUUUCCACCCCUGACACACCCAUAGCACAAUCUCUUCUUCUAUCACCACUAAUUAAAAGAAGAAAACAAAUCGCCACCAACGCCACCAACAAGGGACACCCUACGUGGUUGCAGGCGUUGCUAUAAAUAGCAGCCAAAUAGCUUUUAAAAUCACACCUUACUUCUCUCACAAAAAGGAGGGACACGUUGCAUAAUGUGAUCCCAGAUAUACUGGAUUGGAAUAGAAGACGGGGUGGUCACGGACGGAACACUGUUUAUCACAUAUCUGCUUGAUCAGGGCUGACCCGAGGCAAUCAUUCACAUCAACAAACCGUCUCCAUCUCUUUCAUUAAACAAUAAUAACACUGCAUGAUUAGUGCGAUGUGCUCCGAGGUGUUCCGCAUCAAGAGGAAUACUAAUAAAUGACAUUAGCAAAAAGACGACUGAAAAUAGUGCAAAGAUUUAAAAGCAUCACCAGCAACAAUAACAACAACAACACACUCAUAACAUUACUGCCAAUAAUAUCUAGGUUAACUGCAGUGUAUUGUACAAAUAAAAGGGUUCGAUGAACUCUUUACUACCUUAAUUUGAUUUUUGUUUCACAUACACAUAUAUUUAUACGGACGCAUAUAUACACUCACCCUUUAAUUUAGUUUGAUUCCCUGAUUGUCUCUUCUAGUCCCUAUCUUCGCUAAAGACAAACUAUCCUUACUUCUGUCCUUCUUUUCCUACUGUUUCUGCCUGAAGAACUCUCUCUCUCUCCUUCUCUCUUAGCUCUUACUGCUUACUUUUUCUCUCCCCACACUCCAUAUCCGUUCCCGGUGUAGAAGUCUCAUAACUCACCGUUUCUCUUUCUCUUUGUCCACAUCCGUUCCCCGGUAAAACUCUCAUAACCCGCUGUCUACCGGCGAUGUUACCAGAGCUUGUUGUAGCAACAACGAGAUGGUCAGACUCUUGGGUGCUCUGACGACAUUUUUGCAUCGUUCUUCAUCACCACCACCUUCUUCAACCUCUCAACUACCUCAACGAUCACCAACAUCUUCCUCAUCAUUAUCCUCAUCGCCGUCAUUAUCGCCUUUAUUAAUAAUAACAAGACUGUUGUUGUUGCUUGUGCUCUUGGCCGACGACGUCUCCUCUUACACACCACCAUGGACGGAGAUCGACCUCGUCUCUGGCAGGCCACUGGGAGUGAUUACCACAAGUUAUGCAUGGAUUGUACUGGUCGGAGUUUCCGCCCUCACUCCAUCGCUCGUCUUCGGACAUAUGUGUCAACAUCGUUCACCUAAAGCAGACGAGGUCAUCCACGAUGUCCAUCUCGAGCCAGCCCAUAUCAUACGUAAGAGAAGUGUUGACCAACCACUCCGUAUUUACUUACAUUACGAUAAAAGUGUAUCGCUUUUGCCAUCAAGGAAAUACCGGGAUUUACUUCAGAAAGACAUUUUACCCAAAGCUGUCCGUUACUGGCAAGACACACUCAGGGUUCGGGCCACACGUGUACCAAUUCGAUUGCGCAGGAAAUGCCAAUCAGGGAAGGUAGGUUACGAAAACCAAACACUAUUUUGCAGAGGAGAAUGUGACAAAAAAACAAUCUGUGGUGACAUCACCAUACCUGAGGAACACCUGGAGACAUGUUUUUGUGUUGAUUGUGAUGAAAGCAGCAAAGGUAGAAGAGGUCCUGGGGUCAGCAAUGCUGACUUCAUCCUUUACGUAGCUACUCUCUCUUCAGAACGUUGUCGCCAUGGGAACACAGUUGCCUAUGCAGCUUACUGCCAACAAGAAAGAGCUCUAGACAGGCCUGUUGCUGGAUAUUUUAGUAUCUGUCCAUAUUUUCUAUCAACAAGUCCACAGCAAACCAAACAGCUUUUGUCAACUAUUAAACAUGAAAUCCUUCAUGCAUUGGGUUUUACAGCUGGGCUGUAUGCAUUUUAUCGAGAUCAAGAUGGUAACCCUUUGACCACUCGGGAAGGAUAUGACAAUAAACCUAUAUACAACCGCACCCUUGAUUUAUAUCAGCCGAGUGAAAAGGUUGUCCGUCGGAUCGAACGUCCCAACUGGUUACUACAGUCAGGCCAAGAAAACCGAUCAGUUUGGAUGAUAGUCACACCAAAAGUUGUCGAAGAGGUUCGUCGUCAUUUCAAUUGUUCAACAUUAGAAGGAGCUGAACUUGAGGACCAACUAAUGAAUGGCAAAACUUUGGCUGAUGGUCUCAUUGAUGGUACAGCUUUUACUCAUUGGGAGAAACGAGUAUUUGAGAAUGAAGCUAUGACUGGCACCUACACCCAGAAUCCUGUUAUCUCUCGAAUCACAUUGGCAUUAAUGGAAGACACUGGUUGGUACCGAGUGAAUUAUGAUAAUGCCAAAGAAUAUGAAUGGGGCAAAGACUUGGGAUGUGACUUUGUCAAAACUAAUUGCUAUGAAUGGAUAAAGAAUAAAUCAGAAAGAAAGGAGAGCAUCCAUCCCUUUUGUAACCAGGUGAAAUGGGGACAGUUACACACUGAUUGUACAAACAACCGGCACUCUGUUGCGGUCUGCAAUUUGGUUCAGCAUAAGUCACCUUUGCCAGAGAAAUAUCAGCAUUUCUCUGAAUUGGAGGGUGUAUCUUCAGAUGAUGUGAAACGCUUUGGUGGUUCUGUUGAUCUUGCAGACCAUUGUCCAUAUCUUCAGGAAUUACUAUGGAAAAGUGGUGAUUCUUCAAUUCGUGGAUCACGUUGCACUGAGGAACAUAACAAUUUAGACGUGAAACACAAUUACUUUCUGGAGAAAUAUGGCAACACAUCUCGCUGCUUCAAUCAUGAUGGAAUGUGGCACUUGCAACAUUGUGGCAAAACUGUACAAACCCAACACAUGGGAAGUGGAUGUUACGAAUUUGAAUGUGACCCUGAAGAAGGGCUUAGCAUCAUUGUCCAGUCGAAGCGUCACCGAUGCUACAAAGAAGGUCAAAAAGUGUCAAUUUUCUAUGAUUCAACCCAAUUGCGGCAUCAAGGUUCCAUUAUUUGCCCUGCUUGCAAUGAAAUUUGUCAGGAACUCAGUAUACCGUGUCCCGAUGAGACAGAGCCCCCAGAGAUCAAAGUCGAUACGUCUAACUCACUGCCUCCUUACCCUUGUCAUGGAACAUUCCUGAGAGUUACCGAUAUCUUCCAUGUGUGCUAUAUAUCAACUCAAGUCCUUCUUACACAGAUUCUCAUUGCAAAACUUUCUCCAACAGAUAUUCUCUUUAACAUAUUUUGACAAACAAAAACACACAAACAAAUGAAAAACAGAAUCAAAACAGGAAGCCAUCAGGUUCUCAUUUGUAUCAAAAACAUCAAGUCUUUAGCAUUUAAACCAGCCAUAUCUGGCAUAAAUAUCCUACCUGUUUUGUGUUCAAACCAACUGUAUCUGGUCUCUCACACUUACCCUACAAUGUCAUUCUAAAAAUAAACAAUCACAUCAUCAAUAUCUCAAAGCUAUGAGAUAAUCCAGGAUUAAUUCCAAACCAUAUGAAUAAAUAAGCAUUUUUUUGACAAAGGAAUGUGAAUGUCAAAGGGUUAGACAUAAAAUCUCCAGAAUUUUUUUCCCAUCAGGAUUUUUUUUUUCUUUUUGGUUCCGGAAACAUAAAUUAAACAAUAAAUCCUAAUGUUCUGGGUUUUCUUGUCUGCCAGAAUCAUAAAUUAAACAGGAAAUUUUUAGUUUCUUUCUCUCUGCCCAAUGAAGGAGCCUCCAUGAGGUCAAUCAAAUUGCAAAAAAUAACAACCAAAUAUCCCUCAAAGUGUACAUUGGAUAAGGUAGUCCAAGAUAUACUCAAUGAGGUGGUCAUGGCUAAAAUGCCUUUGAUCAUGGGUAUUCUCAAUCAGGGUUGACCUGAGACUAAACAACAACAAAACUUUACACAAAAGCCUCAGGACUUUUUUUUCUGGUUUUUUUUUUUUUUUUUUUUUUUUGCCAGAAUCAUAAGUUUAAACAUAAAACUGGAGAUUUUAUUUUCAAUCAAAAACAUUAAAUCUGAAAUCUCCAGUCCCUUUCCCACCAGAAACAAAACUAAAUAAAAUAACACUUGAAACCCUCAGGGUAUCUUUUCUACCAGAAAUGCAAAGAAAGUGAGAAACCUCUUGGGUUUCUGUUUUUAACCGGAAAUAUUAAGUUAAACACAGAACUUUUGAAGCUUUCUAAGCUAAACAUGAAAGCCUCAAGAUUUUUUUUUUUUCUGCCAGAAAUAUCAGCUAAACGUGAAACUUUGUAAGGGAGGUGAUAUUUGAUCUGAAACAAAAUAUAUUUCAAAGCUUCAGGAUUUCUUUUCUAACACAAAUAUAAGCUAUUUUUUGGAGCUUUUUUUUUUUUAUGUUCCACAGAACUUUGUAUUCUUGUAUCUCUCUCUCUCUGUCAUGUCUGCUCUUUCCCUUUUCUCUAUCUAUGUCUGUCUGUUUCCCACUCCAUUGCUCUCUUUUCAAUCUUCUUUGCUCAACUUACGUCCUUCUCUCCUCGUUUUUUAAUUUUUUUCACGGUUAUUUUGUAAUCUUUUUUAAUUCUCCCAACCACCUCUUUCUUGUCUAUUUUCCCAUUUGCUCUCUUUAGUGCCUGGAAAUGUGAUUAUAUAUGUGUGCAUAUGUAUUUCUUAUACCUAUGUACAUAUAUGUUAUGUAUAUGUAAUAUAUAUACAUUAUAUAUAUAAAAAUUAUGUACAUUUAUAUAAUAUAAUAUAUAUAUAUAUAGAUAAGGGAAUCAUUUUAUUCUCAAACACAGGAUAAUGCUAAUAAUAUAACAUGAACAGGAUAACCUAUCCAUAGUUUGCAGAAAAUUCUGUUGGCAGCCAGCCAUGAGACUUGAACAUACAUCCUUCUGAUUAUGCAUCAAGUGCUUUACCAUUAGGCUAAACUGCCCAGCAACAAAUUCUUCUGCAAUUUUAAGAUAUAUAAAUCUAGCUUUAUAAGACGCUAUCGUACAUUAAAUUCAAGUUAUGUUGAAAGUCAAGAAACAAAGUUUGCUUUAGAAGCAGUGAGAUGUAUUAAAAGAUACAGAUAAAGAAAUAAUUUCAUUCUCAAAUGCAGGAUAAUGCAAAUAAUAUAGCUUGAAGAGGAUAAAUUAUCCAUAUUUUGAAGAAAAAUCUGUCGACGGCCAGCCAUGAGACUUGAACACACAUCCUUGUGAUUAUGCAUCCAGUGCUUUACCAUUAAGCUAAACUGCCCAGUGACAAAUUCUUCUGCAAUUUUAGGAUAUAUAAAUCUACCUUUAUAAGACUUUCAAUGUAAGUUGAAUUUAACGUACAAUAGCGUCUUAUAAAGCUAGAUUCAUAAACCCUAAAAUUGCAGAAGAAUUUGUUGCCGGGCAGGUUAGCUUAAUGGUAAAACACUUGACGUGUAAUCACAGGGAUGUGAGUUCAAGUCUCAUGGCUGGCCGCUGGCAAAUUUUUCUAAAAAAUAUGUAUAGCUUAUCAUGUUCAUGUUAUAUUAUUAGCAUUAUCCUACAUUUGAGUAUAAAAUUAUUUCCUUAUCUCUAUCUUUCAAAACAUCUCAAAGCUUCUAAAAAGCAAACUUUAUUGACUUUCAGCCUAAGUUGCAUAUAUAUAUAUAUAUAUAUAUAUAAAGUGAAGUAUACCUACAUAUAUAUGUGUGCAUGUAUAUAUAUAUAAAGAUACACAUAUAUAUAAUAUCAUGCAUUCUUCCCUAUCAAAUGCAACCUUCUAUGUAUUCAAUAAGUGACGUUGAAAUGAUGCUUUGUAUUUUCCAACUUCACUUGCUUUCAACAGAAUUAUUAUUUUUUUUAUGGGUGGGUGGGGGGAAGAUGUCACUGAUAUAAUAAUCAUCAUCAUCAUCAUCACUGCACCACAGAGCAGAGGACAGCUUUUACACGGGUGAAGUCCUCAGUUUUGGACUUUGGUUCUUGCUUGCUGACAUUUCAUUUCGCUCACAUUGCUGAUGCUAUUGGGAAAUAAACAUAUACACGUGUGUGUGUGUGUGUGUGUAUUCACAUAUAAAUACAAUAAGAUAUUACAAUAUGUUGAUAUAUUAAAAUAUAACAAAUACAUCAUCAUAUAUUCACAUAUACAUAUAUAUAUAAAUAUAUAUAUAUAUGUGUAUGUAUAUGUAUGUAUAUAUGUGUGUGUGUGUAUGUAUAUGUAUGUGUGUAUGUAUAUAUAUAUAUAUAUAUAUAUAUAUAUAUACUUGUACAUACAUUCACACACACAUUACAUUCUUCCACUUUAUUUUGAAAUAUUAAUGUUGAAUAAUAAUAAAAAAGAUGUUUCUGUGCCUCAUAAAAUAAAUUAUCGUUUAUUAUUUUUAUCAUCAUCAUCAUCAUCAUCAUCAUCAUCAUCAUCAUCGUCAGCAGCAACAAAAGCAGCAAGCUUGCAGGAUUGUUAGCACUGCGUACAAAAUACUUAGUGACAUUUCAUCCUUUCGGGGUCAAUAAAAUAAGUACCAGUUAAAUACUGGAGUCAAUGUUAUCAACUUGUCCCCUUCCUUAAAAUUGCUGGCCUUUCUCAUAGUUUAAAAUCAUUCUUCUUCUUCUUCUUCUUCUUCUUCUUCUUCUUCUUCUUCUUCUUCUUAUUAUUAUUAUUAUUAUUAUUAUUAUUAUUAUUAUUAUUAUUAUUAUUAUUAUUAUUAUUAUUAUUGAGAGAGCCGUGCAUGCCAUGAAGGUGACACUGGAGUUCAAAUAUAUGAAGCCCAGUAUACCCACCAUGACUACCCAUCUGAUAAGGUUUCACCAGGCACCUGCAUCACAACCAUAUGUGCACGACAUGGUGAUCUGAUAUCAAGGUAAACAGCGCAUAACCUUGCAGGUGGGGCCCAGUUAGAAUUUUCUUCAGUUUGAGUAGCCCAUCCCACUCAAAAGGUCCCUGAAUAAGGAUUGUUUAAGGAUAAUGAACAAAACGCCCAUGUUUCCAGAGGUGAAUUAUUCAAACCCCAAAGAAUUCCUCUCAACAUAUGACUAUGAUGCACCUCCACUACUUCUGCUCAUGAUCAGAGAUGCACAUAUCGUCAGUCACCAAGGCACAUGCUCAACUGGUUAAAGUCAAACAACUGACAAAGCAAAUCUGUGGUAUUGAGUAGAAUAUUUUCCCAUCUUUUAUACCAUU
This is a messenger RNA of Octopus bimaculoides (California two-spot octopus), 7074 nucleotides long. Its product is annotated as leishmanolysin-like peptidase. Gene Ontology annotation, cellular component: cytoplasm; membrane. Gene Ontology annotation, biological process: cell adhesion; proteolysis. The record is from RefSeq and is a predicted model, not a curated record. Gene Ontology annotation, molecular function: metalloendopeptidase activity. Lineage: Eukaryota; Metazoa; Mollusca; Cephalopoda; Octopoda; Octopodidae.